Messenger RNA from Paramacrobiotus metropolitanus, 712 nucleotides. Its product is annotated as BTB/POZ domain-containing protein 3-like. The coding region runs from base 131 to 649 and encodes 172 amino acids. Gene Ontology annotation, molecular function: protein binding. The record is from RefSeq and is a predicted model, not a curated record. NCBI's taxonomy places the organism in Eukaryota, Metazoa, Tardigrada, Eutardigrada, Parachela, Macrobiotidae. The transcript is spliced from 3 exons. Gene Ontology annotation, cellular component: cytosol. Gene Ontology annotation, biological process: neurogenesis.
CCGUCACUCGAUGGUCUUUUGGUUUUCCUAUAAUUUGCUUUGUAGAACCGUAGCUUUGUAUUUUACUCUGUAUUCUCCACAAUUUCCCACGUUUGAGUGAUCCGUAACCUGCUGAUUAUAAUACGCAGCCAUGUCCCUGAAAGCAACAUCAUCGACGGUUCCUGGAAACGGAGUGCCAGAUCCGAACACUGGCCAAAUUGCGGAUUUCGUGAAGCAGGCAUUUCUCACUGGAAAACUCAGUGAUGUUAGCUUCGCAGUGGGACGUGACUUUGGCACAGUGAAGAUCUUUCCCGCACACAAGUUCGUCUUGUGCAUUCGCAGCGCUGUGUUCCAUACGAUGUUCUAUGGGAGUCUGCCAGAAAAAUGUGAAGGUGCCAUCAACAUUGCGGACAUUCAUCCAGAUGCAUUUGCCAAUAUGCUCAGUUUCCUGUAUACCGAUGCCGUGGACAGUCUCAGUACCGACAACGUCAUCGAAACCAUGGUGUGCGCUGACAAAUACGACGUUCCGCAGCUGGUGCAGAUCUGUUCGGAUUUCCUUGAUCGCCAGCUGAAUUCCGGGAAUUGUUUGACUUGUGAGCGGGGGUUCACUAGCGUUCACGUCCGCAACGCUACGCCACUGGAUUACGUGUCUGUGUUGUGUCUCUUCUGAUUGGCUUGAGUUGUGUUAGUGGGCGCGGCAUAGCACGUGCUGCACAGUGUUACACACUGUUGA